Messenger RNA from Paramuricea clavata, 489 nucleotides. Lineage: Eukaryota; Metazoa; Cnidaria; Anthozoa; Malacalcyonacea; Plexauridae. The record is from the annotation of a GenBank genome assembly.
AUGGCGGACGAUCGAAGGAUAAAUUUGCUGCAAGACGUAUUUGAUCAGAUUGCUCGUUUAACAGUUAGUCUAAGUGAAAAUCGUCCUGUGAAUCCCAGUAAUAAUGCACCGGCGUCAAAUUCUGUAAGCAUGGAACUCAGUAGAAGAUUUCCUUCGUUACGAAUGCUAGCCGGCCCUACAUCUGUGAGCCCUGCCACGUCGUCAGCCACUAGUAACUCAGCCAACAGGGCCACAUUCUCUCGCUCUAGUUCAACAAGAAGCCAGGCGAGUCGGAAACGAAAACGAACGGUAGGUAAACCAUCAAAUGUUAUUUAUAAAGAUCUGGUACUCAUACCAGAUCCGGAGGAGGAGCAAGCUUCCACACACACGGCUCGAGUCACGCUUGAAACAGACGGGAAAGUUAUUCAUGGAUUCCCUGUAGACAUGGAGUGGGAUGCAAGGUCGCUACGGAGGAAAAUAUGCGAUUUUUAUGAAAGUUUGAAUAUGUAA